CUCUUUUUUUUUCCUUUCAUUAGAUGAUAUUCUACAAUUUUGCAUUCCUGUCAAGUUUAUUUGUACUAUCAACAGCUUAUAUUACAGAUAUUAAACUUAUCUCUUGUGAUAUUGACCACGCGUGUGCCAACUACCCAGGCUAUCGUAGAAUCCCAACAGAUCUCAACUUGGGUGUAAGUGGAGCAGAUACUGUCUAUCUUGACUAUAAGCAAGAUCCUCUAGAGGAUCCCAUAACAGAGUUAGCUAUAGUUCAGGGCAACAAUGAUACACAGCUUCCUCACCUUGCCAAAUGGACAAAACUCAAGGUAGACUUGAACCAACACGCAGGAGACGAGACUGCUUCUUUAUGGCUUUAUUACACAAAGGACAAGUCCAUUUCGAAAAACCCAGUGACGUCUAUUAUUGUUAAGCAAGGCACAAGUCCAUUAGUUUCAGCAGAAUAUAGACGCAUUCCUGUUGAUUUAAACAAAGAUGUAGGCGGAUAUCAUUUAUACAUGUACUAUAGUCAAGAUGGACCUAAAGACCCAAUUACAGCCAUUACAGCUAAACAAUGCUUCACAAGUAAUUGCUAUUUAGAUGGUUGGGAGCGAGUAGAGAAAGAUUUGAACAAAGGCAUCAUUGUUGGCAUGAGUGUGUAUUUGUUUUACAAAAGAAGUCGUACAGAAGAUCCAGUCACAGAUGUGAUAGUCUUGUUAAAUGACCAAACACCCCCUGAAGGCUAUACCAAAAUUGAUGUCAAUUUGAAUUCAAUUCUUCGAGGUGAUUCUAUUCAUGUAUGGUACAGAACAACACCUUCUAAUCCAGAUGUACUUCGUGAUGCUGUUCAAGAUUUGAGCAUUCAGUUUGGAAAGCAUUCUGUCACUCCUUUUGGUUGGCACAAGAUAGACGUGGAUUUGAAUAGUGAACAUGAAGGUAAAGACGGGUUUGGUGAACCCACUUUUCUGUAUGUCAAAAAGGGGUACACAGAAUUACCUAAAAUGGAGCCAUUGGCAUUUGAUCAGAGUGGUAAUUUCAAGAUUGUUCAAUUGGCUGAUUUGCACUUUACGAAUGAAGAAGGACACUGUGUUGAUGUACCUGUCAAUAUGGAAUGCCAUGGUGAUCAAACUACUUUGGACUAUAUAGCAACGUUGUUAGAUAAAGAAAAGCCAGAUUUGGUUGUGUUUUCUGGAGACAAUAUCAAUGGUGGAGGUGUGACUGAUGCUAGAGCUGCUUCAUUUAAAUUUGCUGAACCUGUUAUUCAAAGAAGAAUUCCUUGGGCUACUGUAUUUGGGAAUCAUGAUGAUGAAAAUGAUCUGACUCGAGAUGAGCUGUUGGAAGUGAUGAGAAGAAUGCCUUAUUCUUUAAUAGAACGUGGUCCAUUAGAUAUACCUGGUGUGGGUAAUUAUAUCUUGAAGAUCUAUACAAAUACAACUCAGGCUGCUACUCAUGAUUUUACACUGUAUUUUUUGGAUUCACAUUCAGUGUCUCAAGAAGAAGAAGAGGGUUAUGAUUUUAUUAAAUUAGAACAGUUGGAUUGGAUUACUCAGUCUGCUUCUAAGUUUCGAUCAUUGCCUUCUAAACCUAAUGCAGCUGCAUUCUUUCAUAUUCCUAUCUGGGAAUACCAUGAAGAAAGUAAUACAGUUAAAUUAGGAGAUGCAAGGGAAAGUGUAUCUAGUGCUCAAAAGAACAGCAUUUCUGCUUUUGAGGCAUUCAAGACAGCGGGCGAUAUUAAAUUUACUUCUUGUGGACAUGAUCAUGUGAAUGAUUACUGUUUAGAAAGAGACGCUAUUCACUUGUGUUAUGGAGGUGGAGCUGGUAUAGGUGGUUAUGGCGCUGAACAUUUAGGAUGGCAUCGUCGUGCUCGGAUAUAUGAUAUCAAUGAAUAUGGGUCUACCAUAAGAACAUGGAAGCGUGUCUUUUCUCAGGAACUACCCAUGAUUCAUUUUCAAACUAUUUUUUCUGCCUAAUGCAUAGACUUUAU
Molecule: messenger RNA, 1960 nt
Organism: Gilbertella persicaria
Lineage: Eukaryota; Fungi; Mucoromycota; Mucoromycetes; Mucorales; Choanephoraceae
Product: Metallo-dependent phosphatase-like protein
Exons: 11
Coding region: 24-1946 (640 amino acids)
Cellular component (GO): cytoplasm
Molecular function (GO): phosphoprotein phosphatase activity
Source: RefSeq, a predicted model, not a curated record